This is a messenger RNA of Funneliformis caledonium, 155 nucleotides long. NCBI's taxonomy places the organism in Eukaryota, Fungi, Glomeromycota, Glomeromycetes, Glomerales, Glomeraceae. The record is from the annotation of a GenBank genome assembly.
GUUUUAUUUUUGGAGAACAAUUAAAGCUUUUAAUUAAAGUUCUCUAUAAUAUGCAAAGAAAGCAAAAUCUUUCUUUAAAAUUAGAUCCAGAAAGUUUUUGUGCUUUGAUUGAAAAUCAAGAACUGUGUUUACAAGGAUUUUUAAAGAAUUUGUAG